AUGAUUGACAUGAUGGCAAUUGGGAUGGUCGGUGGAAUUUAUUGUCCAUUAUCAGUUCGAGAUUCACAACAUCGUUUGAGUGUACUGAUAGAACAAAUUCGAAGUCAUCUUGUUCUUGUUCAUCCCAUCACACAAACUAACUUCAAAGAUAAUAUUAUCUCGCUUGAUAUUGAUUCAAUUGUGAUUGAUCACGAACGAGAAAGCGAUGCUGAUGUUAAUCAACUAACAAGCACUAGAGUAACACCAGAGAAUAUGGCUUAUUUUAUUUUCGCCAGUGGUGUAACCGGCACACCAAAAGCAGUUGGCUCUCGAUAUCAUAGUCGAUCAAAAUUAUCGGAUAAUAAUGGUCUCUUUCAUUAUAAAGGAAGAAAAGAUCAUCAAGUUGAUGCUAGUCUCUUAUUUGCCAAUCCAUCAAUUCGACAAUUUGCACGAAUCAUUGAACCAUUGCUGAUCGUAUAUGAUGAUUCGUCUGUCAAAACUACUGCUUUGAAAUUAGAAGAAGAUCAAGAUCGACCAAUACCAUCCUUGUAUUUCUUAUCACCAUACGAUGUCCUUUUAUCGUUAAUUUUACGAUGGUUAGGUGCUCAUGUCGAAGAUGAUGUCAAAUUCGCUGAAUUUCAACAAAUAUUACGUUUUCCAUCAAAUCUUCUUAACAUCGAACGUGGUGUGACAACGUUUGGUGAAGCUAAUCUUGCUCCAUUGAAAUUAACAAAAGAAGGACUUUGUUGUCUUGAUGAAAUACAUCUUGGCUCACAUACUAAUCUUGGUAAUUGGUGUACAAUUAUGCCAGCAACAAGGCUUCCUCCCAAAGUAAUUGUUGGAAGUCUUACAUUGAUUACACGAAAAACAGCUAGUACAGAAAAUAAUUGUAUAUUACUCGGUAUUCCAGCUCAUCAAAUACCUUUUGUAACAUCGGAUGAUACAUCUAUCGUAAAUGAUUUAUCAUAUUCGAACUUCAUAUCUAUCUAUACACUAUUGUUCACCUGUCUUAGUUUUUCUAUAAGCAAGUGUCUAUUCAUCAUUUUAUAUUUAUCAUUAUCAGUCGCUGCUGCAUUAUUUAUCCAUGCAAUAAUCUACUGUGCAAUCUAUCAUUAUUUAAUCUUGUUUACCAAAAGACGCUCAGACUUCACAUAUUCAGAGGUUAUUACGCACCAAAAACACUUUUUCUCUUGAUUUAUGAAAGAUUUUUCUGCGUUUGUCGGACCAUAUCUAUCAGGAACACAAUUUCUUGUUUUUCUUUUUCGUAUGCUUAGUGCUCACAUUGGAUCCGAUGUUAUUUUGCCUGAUAUUAGUUGUAUCACUGAUCCUCAUCUUGUAAACAUUGUAUUUCUAUUAUAUUUUGUUCAUGUUAUCCUUUCUAUU
Messenger RNA from Rotaria sp. Silwood1, 1362 nucleotides. The record is from the annotation of a GenBank genome assembly. Lineage: Eukaryota; Metazoa; Rotifera; Eurotatoria; Philodinida; Philodinidae.